Messenger RNA from Eurytemora carolleeae, 2578 nucleotides. RefSeq lists its product as uncharacterized. Gene Ontology annotation, cellular component: membrane. The transcript has 11 exons. The record is from RefSeq and is a predicted model, not a curated record. Bases 43 to 1002 code for a protein of 319 amino acids. NCBI's taxonomy places the organism in Eukaryota, Metazoa, Arthropoda, Copepoda, Calanoida, Temoridae. Gene Ontology annotation, biological process: regulation of cell differentiation.
AGAAAAGUAUUGAGAAGAUGAGAAGAUAAUACUGUUUGUGAGAUGCCCUACUUCUACCAUUUUGUAGACAAGGUUUAUGAUGCUCCUACAACUACUUUAAGGAAGCUUACUCUUGAGCGUACUAGAUCUUUGCAAGCCAUGCCAAGACAAGUAAAAUCUGGCUACCUCCUACAUUUUAAAAAAAGAAUGCUGGGACGGAGCUGGCGUGAGAUGUACGUUGUACUGUACGAGGAUAGUAGUUUGGUUUGGUUCAGAGAUAGGGACGCCAAGUUAGCCGAGGGAUCUCUCAGACUCCUAGACUCUCCUGAUCUCAUCGCAGCCGGCCAGUUUGUAUGCCGGGUGCCGAAUCCUCCCAGUCUUCAGCCUGGCUGCUGCAACAACCUCGCUAUCGCCAUCAGCUCCUCUGUCAAGAAGAAAGCCCAAUGGUUCCUCACUAAAUCACAGAUGGACCUCAUAGACUGGAUGAAGGCAAUAAACUCUACGCUGCCCCCACCCCCUCCACCUCCUCUUGAAGACUGGAACAUCAAUCAACAGAACUUUUUAAACCUGGAGAACCCACCAAAAGCAAUGAAUCCCUUGAUAACAAGUAACAGCCAGGCUCUUCUAUCACGUAGCAACACCACCCAACUACAAUUGCCGCUACACGUGGGCUCAAAGACGACCUUGCAGAGUAGUGAGUUCAAGCAGAACGGUCCAGAGCUAAGACGUUGUAGUUUAUCCAGCCCCUGUCUCUUUCCUACGGAUGAGAAUAGUUUGCCAUCAUCAAUGGACUUGAGAACCUCAGGAGGUGAAGAGUUAAUGUUCAUUGCUGGGCUGGCUUCUGGAUGGGGCACUGGGAACGGUUGGUUACACAGCUAUGAGUUUUGUGGAACUUGUGCUCUGCUGGAAUCUAAUAUGGGUACUUCUCCACUAGUUCACUCAAUGCCAGGGUUUGAUGAUGAACCAGACUGCGAUGUCGGAGAUACAGAUGUUGGAGCAGACUUUGGAGAUUUUGGUUUCUAAACUGAAAAGCUAUUGCCAAACAGAAAGUUAGACAUUUUAUUUAUGAUGCAACCUCCUUCUAGAAGAAUACUAUGUUAUUUGUUGUUGAAUGAUAUAUACAUAAAGUAAUAUGGCUGUAUAUAAUAUAAAAUGUUUCUAUUCAAGAAAGAACCGGAACUAUUGCAUUUUACACAAAAGAACUGUUUUUAUUGAAAAACCUGGGUUGACUGCUGAGCACAGAGAUUAUGGAUUUCAGUAAGGUGUUAAUUGUACACAAACUACAUCUAGUAAAGAAACUUAUAAAUACUAUUUUUAACUCUUUUAAAUGCGGCAUAUACACUGUUCAGUACUUUGUAAAUGUAUUUUAAAUUGUACGGAUUGUAUUAUAAUAUCUUACAUCGAAAAGGAAAGAAAAAUAAUAUUUGAAGAGACUAAUGAUUACUCUCUACAAACUCAAUCUGACGCCAUCUGACGAUAUCUUUGCAACCUGAUGCUAUUUACUUUUUCUAUUUCAAACUUUGAGUUCUGCAAUAUCAAAAAGUCAAAGAUCAAACAAUCAAAGGUGUACUCUAUAAGUUGCAAAGAUUUGGGGAUUAGAAAAUUAUAAAUUGAUGCGAUAAAUCAGUAAUGAAUGAGGUGAACAAACUUGGAAUUAUUUCAUCUCAAAAGUACUUAUUUUACAUUCAUGUUAAUGUAAAUAUAUUUACAUCUGCAGUGAUAACCAGAAAACAUUGGAAUAAGAAGACACUAUCGCAUUACUUACGUGUAUUUGGUAGUGUUACAAGGUGAAUAGUUUUAAUAGACACUUAUUAAGUCACCGAUUUAGUAAAAUCUUUACACUGCAUAAUAGCUGUGUCUCAUGCUCAUUAGACUUUUAAAAAUAAUAACUUGAUUCUAAAAGUCGUCUUCCUAUUUUUUAAAGUUUUCGUGUUCUUACUGUAUCUUCUAAAAACUUUUCAACACUGCCCUAGCUCACCUGCAUUAUUAAACCACAUAAACCACAUUACUUCUAAUAAACAGAUAAGCCAGAUAAUUUGCUGACCAUUAUUUUAAAACCAAUCUGACCUGCAAAACAUCAUCUGCCAAACAUUAAUCGCUGGAACGUAAAUUUAACAAUUUCCUUCCACAGUGGUUGAACACAAUUUUUGACUGUUUAUAUUGAAAAUACACAAUUUCUUUUACUGAAAACCACAGUUUAUCUUCUUGAAAACUAUCUACAGUGACCAAACCCCCAGCAUUAAAUAUAUUUGUAUUAGAUUCAUGUUUUAUUGUUUUCCUAAUGGAGUCGAGAAUAAAAACUAUCUUUUAAAGUUUUUAAAUUCUCUCACAUAAUCUUCGUUGGUGUUACAUCCUGAACUUGAAAACCAUGUUUAGAUUUUGAAUCUUUAUUUUGAUAUUUGUAUCCCGUUGUUUCAUGAACUGUUUAAACUUGCUACAUUUUAGUAGUAACAAUAUAUAUAUACUAUUUGUUAAAGUUAAUUGGUAGAAAAUAUAGACUUGUAGAAACAAGACAAUAUCAGAGCUUAUACCAAUGUGUUCUAUAUAUGUAUACGUAUCUUGUGUGUGUGUUUGUUUCAAAGCGGCUGAACUGAGCAGG